This is a messenger RNA of Spirodela intermedia, 1940 nucleotides long. Lineage: Eukaryota; Viridiplantae; Streptophyta; Magnoliopsida; Alismatales; Araceae. The record is from the annotation of a GenBank genome assembly.
AUGGCGCACGACGGCGCAGUCGUGGACCCUAGGAGCGGGUUCUGCCAGUCGAAUUCCAUCUUUUAUAGCAAGCGCCGUUCGGUUCUGCUUCCCUCCGUCCCCUACCUCGACGUGACUACCUACAUCGCCUCCCGCCCGCACACCGGCAAGGUCGCCCUCGUGGACGCCUCCACCGGCCGCAAGAUCACGUACCCAGAGCUGUGGCGGGCAGUGCACGCCGUCGCCGCCAGCCUUUCUCAAAGCCACGGCGUCCGCAAGGGCGAUGUGGUCCUCAUCCUGUCGCCGAACUCCAUCUACUUCCCGGUGGUCGCCCUUGCCGUCAUGUCAAUUGGCGGCGUGCUCACCACCACCAACCCGCUCAACACGCCGGGAGAGAUUGCGAAGCAGGUGUCAGACUCCAAGUCCCGGUUUGCCUUCACCACUUCCGCCUUGCUCUCCAAGCUCUCCACCGGCGCCGCCGCGUGCCUCCCCGUCGUCAUUCUGGACUCCGAUGCCGAGCCCCCGCGUGACUCGCGGGUCGUUUCCAGCAUUAAGGAGAUGAUGGCGAGCGGCUCGGGCCGCCGUGCUGCGUACGAGCAUGUGAGCCAGGACGACACGGCCACGCUUCUGUACUCGUCCGGAACGACGGGGGUGAGUAAGGGGGUAGCGUCGACUCACCGGAAUCUGAUAUCGAUGACGGAGAUCAUCAUCAACCGAUUCAAGCUGGACGGUUCAGUCGGCGGCAAUAACCACGUCUUCCUCUGCACGGUGCCGAUGUUCCACAUCUUCGGCCUUGUGGCCUUCGCGACAGGGAUGCUGGGGUCUGGGUCGACAGUGGUGGUGCUGUCCAAGUUCGAGAUGGGGGAGAUGAUGUCCGCCAUCGCGACCCACCGCGUCACCUAUCUGCCCCUGGUGCCACCGAUCCUGGUGGCUAUGACCCAGCACGCGCAGGCGAUCCGAGCCAAGUACGACCUGAGCUCGCUGAAGUCGGUGCUUUCAGGCGGCGCGCCGCUGAGCAGGGAGGUCAUCGAGGGGUUCGCAGAAAAGUACCCGGGGGUGGAGAUCCUGCAGGGAUACGGUCUAACGGAGAGCACCGGAAUUGGUGCAUCGACGGACUCAGCGGAGGAGAGCCGGCGUUUCGGCACGGCGGGGAUGCUGUCGCCGAACACGCAGGCCCGGAUAGUCGAUCCGGACACUGGGGAGUCCCUCCCCAUGAACCGCUCCGGCGAGCUGUGGCUCCGUGGGCCUUACGUCAUGAAAGGUGAGGACGUCGGAGCCCUCCAUGACUGAGAAUUCUUUUGAUAGAUGGGGAAAUUGGGGAGAUCUGUAACGGCUGCUUCGAUUUUGCAGGCUACUUCAGCAACCCGGAGGCGACAGCGUCGACGCUGAACUCGGGGGGGUGGCUAAGGACGGGAGACCUCUGCUACAUAGACGAGGAUGGGUUCCUCUUUGUGGUUGAUCGCCUCAAGGAGCUGAUAAAAUACAAGGGAUACCAGGUACCCUUCUCCUCCUCUCCUUGUACUGGCUUUCAAUUCCACUACCUCCCUGACCUGUGAGAGACCCACUCCCUCCCCCGGCGGCCUAUGCAGGUCGCUCCGGCGGAAUUGGAAGCGUUGCUGCACACACAUCCAGACAUCCUCGACGCCGCCGUCAUACCGUAAGUGACCAUCCCCUUCUCGCUCCUCCCCUGGGCCACUGCCGCGCUCGACGCUGAGAUGCCUCCUGCGCGCUGAGCUUGCUGCAGGUUUCCUGACAGGGAGGUCGGUCAGUUCCCAAUGGCAUACGUCGUGAGGAAGGAAGGGAGCCGCCUGUCGGAGGCCGAGGUGAUGGACUUCGUCGCCACGAAGGUGGCGCCGUACAAGAGAAUCCGGAGAGUUGCUUUCGUGUCCGCCAUCCCAAAGAACCCCUCCGGCAAGAUACUGAGGAAGGAUCUCAUCAAGCUCGCCACCUCCAAGAUCUGA